CGUGUGCAUUCGUGUAUGACAGAUUAUUAAAUUUCUUGCAACACAGUCCCUUUAAUGAUCUCAUUGUAUCAAGUUUCUAUCGAGACGGUCGAUGAUAACACAAACACAAGCGUGUUCGCCAAUAAUUGCUUUCUUUACAUUACUCCAACGGGUGAAAAAUCAUCCUGAUACGUGAUUAGGGCACGUCUGAUAGGGAGAUAGCAGAUCCUGUCGCUAUCUCGGGUUUUAGCUACGCUAAAUGGUGAAAAUGACACCGUUUGAUGAGGGGAGGAUUAGACAGGGAAUAUCUAAGUAUCAAAAUCCAGAUAUAACAAAGGCGCAUGUAAUAAGUGUCUUGAAUACUUAUCAAGGCUUGGUGUAUAAAAUCGAACCUUUUGUUUUCAAUGAUGGCUCACGUAAGGAACUACUCAACUUACAAGGAACUAUACCAGUUGUUUUUAAAGGCUCUUAUUAUAAUAUUCCAAUCUGCAUAUGGUUGAUGGAUACUCAUCCCAAUAAUGCACCCAUGUGCUACGUUAAACCAACAGCAGAUAUGCAUAUUAAAGUCAGUAUGUUUGUGGAUCACAACGGUAAAAUCUAUUUGCCAUAUCUUCAUGACUGGGUGCCUCAUAAUUCAGAUUUGCUUGCUUUAAUUCAAGUUAUGAUUGUUACCUUUGGGGAACAGCCUCCAGUUUAUACAAAGACUAGAUCAGAAAUGCAACAGAGUUCGACGCCAUAUCCUGUUCAAUCAUUCAUGCCUAUACCUGGUGGUGGAAACGUAUCAAGUUCUGGCUUUCCUCCAUAUCCACCAACUUCUCAAUACUCCAGUGGUAAUAAUGUGUAUCCACCGUAUCCCCAAACAGCGUCUGGAGGAUUUCCGUAUCCAAGCUCAUAUGGUUCCUAUGCAGGAACCACGCCCAGUUAUCCAUCACAAGGUUACAGUGGUUCAUAUCCACCAUAUCCACCAGUCACGCAGCCGUCGCCGACAGUACAACCAAAUUCCAGUGGAUCUGGCACGAUCACAGAAGAGCAUAUAAGAGCAUCCUUGCUGUCCGCGGUAGAGGAUAAACUUCGACGUCGACUCAAAGAACAGUUCUCACAGUUACAGGCCGAGCUUGAGACGCUGCGACGAACGCAGCAAGAGCUAACGAGCGGCUCGUCGCACUUAACAAAUCUUUUCGACAAACUCAAAAUAGAGAAACAGGAGCUCGAAAAAAAUGUGAAUAUCUUGCAAGAUAAAGAAGCAGAAUUAGAAAAAGAGAUCGCCAAAUUAUCGGAUAAUCAGUCGAUAGAUGUUGAUGAAGCUGUUACUGCUAUAGCGCCUUUGUAUAAACAAAUGCUGAAUGCUUUUGCCGAAGAGGCAGCCACGGAAGAUGCUAUUUAUUAUCUUGCUGAAGGACUGCGGUCUGGCAUCUUAGAUUUAGAUGCAUUCUUGAAACAAGUUCGGCAACUAUCACGUAGGCAAUUUAUGUUGAGAGCACUAAUGCAGAGAUGUCGACAAAAAGCCGGCUUAGUCGGUUAAAAAAAUAUUCCUCAUGCACUUCAUUCUAGAGAGCUGCAAUAUUCCAUUAUGUUCUAAAAUAUGUCAUUGUGCUUAAAGACACAUCAGAAUGGACUACGAGAUCUGUGUAUCAAUAAAAGAGAGAAACUGGAAGACGGCCAAUUUCUAUCUUUCCAUUCAACAUUGUAAUUGGAGGAAGAAUUAAAGGAAGAUUGGCCAUUUUCCAUGAUCUCUCUCUCUCUCUCUCUCUCUCUCUCUCUCUCUCUCUCUCAUUAUCAUCUCGUCUUAUUUGCUCGAGUACUACUUAGAUAUAGAUUGCACAGUCCAUUUUUUAUGUCUUUGAUUGCGCUAUAUAGUAAAAAUAGAAUACGUAUAAUUUAUAUUAGUAUCAAAAAGCACAGAGGAUUAUUUUAUCGACAAUA
Molecule: messenger RNA, 1902 nt
Organism: Cyphomyrmex costatus
Lineage: Eukaryota; Metazoa; Arthropoda; Insecta; Hymenoptera; Formicidae
Gene: TSG101
Product: tumor susceptibility gene 101
Exons: 8
Coding region: 239-1501 (420 amino acids)
Biological process (GO): protein transport; protein modification process; endosome to lysosome transport
Cellular component (GO): ESCRT I complex
Molecular function (GO): ubiquitin binding
Source: RefSeq, a predicted model, not a curated record